AACCACAUCAUUUGGACGAAAAUGACAUUCUAGAUGGCUAUUUUCUUCCAAAUGAAAUAGAUCUUCAUCAGGUAAUUAUAUUGCCAAAAGCAGAAUGGGAAAGGCUUCAGGACAGCCUUGGCAGCAGAACCAGAGAAGCUGCACGCAUCCUCGCCAAGAAGAAAGAGCAGGAAGAAAUGCACUUACGCUCCAAAGCUGCCGUAAAAGACUGGCCCAAUACCAGUAUGGGCAUGGCACAACGGAAACUAAAAGCCAGAAAAUUACGUGAAGAAAGGGAAGAGGAAGAAAGAAAGUUAAUUGAUUUGGAAGAAGCAAAGUUCCAAGAAGCAAAACGGAAGGAGGCUAUUGAUCGUGCAAAAACCUACCUAAGCUAUCAGAAUGAAAGAAUUAAAGGUUUUCAUAGUGCACUUCUACUUACCAAGGUCCUAAAAGAAAGAGAUGCUCAAGUUGAAUUUAAAAAGUUAAAGUCAGAUGCUAACAAAAAGAAGCAUGAAGAAAAGGAACAUGAAUGUAAAGAAGCUGAUCUCAGAGAGCAAGAAGAGGCACGUCAGCGUCAUAUGAAUGAACAGGCACUACGCAGAGAUCAGCUGGAACAAAUAAAGGAACGCAAGCAUCAGGCAGAUCUGGCCAAGCUCGAAGACAAAAGAGAAGGGGAACAAAUACAGUUAUCGAACCGAUUGUACCAAUUGGAAAUUCAGAAAUGUAGAGAAAAGGAAGAGAAAGAAAAAGUUGAACACCGGAGGCAGCAUCAUGAGCACGUAGCUGACCAGAAAAUAAUCAAAGCAGUAGAGAAACAAAAACAAAUGGAAGAAGAUGCUCGGAUCAAAGCUCAUUUUAAAGCAAAGCAGAUUAUUGCCAAGCUGACAAAAGAGAAAAAAGCUGAAUUGCGAAGACAAGUGCAGGAACGUCAGGACAAAAUCGUUAAACAAUUAGCUUUACAAAUGACUGAGGCAUUAAAGAAGGAAGAUGGUCGUCUUGCUAGAGACAUUGCAGAAAAAGAAGCUGAAGAAGAAAAAAAACGCAAAGAGAAAGAAGCAAAGCAAAAAGCUGCCAUUGAAUCUAUUGCUGAAUACAGAGCCACUGUGGCUGAAAAGCAGGCAAGAAACCAGCAGGAAAAGCAAGCAGACUUGGACUACGAUGCUCAGACAGAGUUUAUUGCUCUUUGUAAAGAGCAUGAAUUUCAGAGCUAUGCAAAGCAAGUAAUUGCAUCAGAGGCCAAGACUACACAUCAUCUUUAUCCUCUUCUCAAAGCAUCUGAAGAU
Nestor notabilis (Kea) is the source of this 1262-nucleotide messenger RNA. It is a transcript of the gene CFAP210, whose product is annotated as coiled-coil domain containing 173. The transcript has 7 exons. The record is from RefSeq and is a predicted model, not a curated record. The annotation marks the transcript as partial. NCBI's taxonomy places the organism in Eukaryota, Metazoa, Chordata, Aves, Psittaciformes, Psittacidae.